UGCUCCUCCUUUCUUAUGUUCUUAUGGUUGUGGUUUCAGGCAGAGAACAAGGCUAGUGCUCUGGAGGAGACCAAGAACUACACCACACAGUCUUUGGCCAGUGUUGCCUACCAGAUCAACACUUUAGCUUACAACUUCCUGCAGAUGGUUGAACAACAAGCACACCAGCUAGCUGAGAUGGAAAGCCAAGUCAACUACAUAUCACAGAUGGUGAUGGUGCAUAAGGAGAAAGUUGCCCGGCGAGAGAUUGGCGUUCUCACUACAAACAAGACCACCGCCCGACAGUACAAGAUUUUAGCACCGGCCAACACUGAGAAACCAAUUAAAUACGUAAGGAAACCAAUUGAUUUUACAAGUUUGGAUGAUGUCGGUCAUGGGAUACGUUCAUCGUCGAGCAGUACUCCUCGGUCACGGCGGUCCACCAGCAGUGUUGGAAUGCCUCCACCACCUGCCCACCAGCAACCACCCACCUCAGCUGGACCAGCUCCAACCACUAAGCCUCCCACUCCUCCCCAGGCUAACAGAUCGGUCAGCAGCCUCUCUCGUGGUUCACGCGAGUAUCGUACACCACCUGCAGUUGCUCCACCUCAGAAACAAAUAAACAAAAUUGAAAAAGACCAAAGACGGGCCACAAAAUGUAUUCCAGAGUUAAGAAAUAUAAGUAGCGAAGAGAGACUGAAGGCCCUGGAAAUGCCCUUGUUGGAGGACAGGAGAAACGUAAGUAAAUUUGUUGACGUUAAAAUAUACACUAUGUUAGGUAUGAAGACUGUACACAUUAGUAGGAGACAUAGCUGGCUGGUAGCCAGCAGCCAUCCAGGGAGGUACAACCUUCCUGUCAUGUGUCAAACACAUACCAGGUAGUAGGUUGGUAGCCAGCAACCAUUCAGGGAGGUACAACCUUCCUGUCAUGUGUCAAACACACAUACCAGGCAGUAGGUUGGUAGCCAGCAACCAUCCAGGGAGGUACAACCUUCCUGUCAUGUGUCAAACACACAUACCCGGUAGUAGGUUGGUAGCCAGCAACCAUCCAGGGAGGUACAACCAUCCUGUUAUGUGUCAGACAAACAUACCAGGUA
Molecule: messenger RNA, 1076 nt
Organism: Cherax quadricarinatus
Lineage: Eukaryota; Metazoa; Arthropoda; Malacostraca; Decapoda; Parastacidae
Source: RefSeq, a predicted model, not a curated record